Molecule: messenger RNA, 584 nt
Organism: Lathyrus oleraceus (garden pea)
Lineage: Eukaryota; Viridiplantae; Streptophyta; Magnoliopsida; Fabales; Fabaceae
Exons: 1
Coding region: 179-388 (69 amino acids)
Source: RefSeq, a predicted model, not a curated record
CCCCGGAUAAAAAGGAGAGAACAUAUGUUAAAGUAAAUUAUUGUUGAUUUUUAUGUUAACUUUAUAGGAUUCCAAUUCCUUUUCUUUAGGGACAGAAUAACAAACACAACAUUAAUAAUAGCUAUACUUUUAAUAUGUUCUCUUACUAGCAUUUUUUCUUCUACUUGAGAUUAAUACAAUGAAUGAUUGGGCUCCUCCUCUCAUAGCUGCAGCACUGUUUUGGCUAUUAUCACCAGGAAUGAUCUUUCAACUUCCAGGGAAGAAUGCACCCUUUGAGUUUUUGAACAUGAAGACAACUAUUGCAUCAAUUUUUGUACACGCUGUUAUUUAUGGUUUGCUUCUUAUGUUGUUCUUUGUUGUUCUUAAUGUUCAUCUUUAUAUCACUUGAAGUAGAUUGAUCAAGUCAUAAUAAUAAUAUAUGUUACUUUUGAUUGAUUUUUCUAUUUAGGGUUUCUUGAGUAAUUUGAUUGUUGUUUAUUCUUGGAAAGUGUUAUAUUUAUUGCAUGUCAUCUUUAUGUAAUAGUGAAGUUUUAUGUUACUCAUGUAAUUUGAUCUCUUACAUAAUUCUCAUAAUAUUUUCUUCA